Anguilla anguilla (European eel) is the source of this 816-nucleotide messenger RNA. Its product is annotated as C-C motif chemokine 25-like. The record is from RefSeq and is a predicted model, not a curated record. Gene Ontology annotation, cellular component: extracellular region. The transcript is spliced from 5 exons. Lineage: Eukaryota; Metazoa; Chordata; Actinopteri; Anguilliformes; Anguillidae. Gene Ontology annotation, biological process: positive regulation of ERK1 and ERK2 cascade; G protein-coupled receptor signaling pathway; chemokine-mediated signaling pathway. Gene Ontology annotation, molecular function: chemokine activity; CCR chemokine receptor binding. The coding region runs from base 264 to 563 and encodes 99 amino acids.
CUUGAGAACUCCCAGCAGAGACCUGAGAGCUACCGUCAGCCCACGUCCCCCAAAGGUAAGAGCAGACCGCUCCGCUCUGUGCCCACGUUCCGGAUCUCUCUGCUGUGUGCCCACGUUCCAGACCGCUCCACUCUGUGCCCACGUUCCGGAUCUCUCUGCUGUGUGCCCACGUUCCAGACCGCUCCGCUCUGUGCCCACGUUCCGGACCAUUCCGCUCUGUGCCCACGUUCCGGAUCUCUCUGCUGUGUGCCCAGACUGCAGACAUGCGCUUUGGUGGCCUGGUCUUCCUCCUGCUCCUCGCCUGCAUCUACCUCACGCUGGCACAAGGCUCCUAUGAGGAUUGCUGUCUGAAGUAUGCCAAAUUUGUCCCCAAGAAGAUCUACCGUAUGGCUGCGGCAUACCGGCUACAAGAGACCGACGGUGGCUGCAACAUCCCGGCGAUCGUGUUCACCUUGAGAAGGGGCAGGAUGUUCUGUGCUGACCCCAGUCACCGCUGGGCGGUGGACCUGAUAAAGAGGAUCAACAGUCGCAAGCACCUUAAAAAGCAGAUGAGGCAGGGCUAAGCUGCAUGGAGAGCCCCUCCCCCACCCUCUCUGCCCUCAGUCCCAGCAGAGCUCGGUGUUGGAUAGCGACAUGUCUGACACUGGCAAUCACGCUUUCACUGAUCUCAGAACAGCCUGCUCCCAUCCCAGAGAGGGGGGCCAUCAUCUAAUUCCAGAUCCCAGAACAGCCCACCCAGCUGCUCAGCACCGCCCACCCGCCUGCCAGCUCCACUCACCUGCCUGCCAGCCCAGCCAAACCGCCCCGCCCACCCAC